UAUAAAUACCGCUGUUCUUCCCCAUUUGCAACUCCUCCCCAUCCCUAAUUUCGUCUCUCCGUAUAGGGACAAAAGGCAAAAAAGUUUCACUGAAAUCGGAUCCUUUUCGGGGAUCUUCGGAUUCCGCGUUGGACGCAGAAAUAUCAGAGGAAAUCAGUGUUGUUGUUGCCGUUGUUGUUCAAGUGUGCGACUGGAAAGGAAUUGUCGAUUUUCUGCGUUUUUCUUGGAUCAGGUAUCGACAUUUGGCAGAUUUCAUUUCUUGUCGGAAUUUAGGUAAUAGGAGACUUGUGCCAGAUUACAUUCCUUUUUUGGCUGGCUUUGGAUCCGAAUUUCGAACAUUUGUCGUCUUCCGAUAAGAACAUGAGCUUGUCUGAGCAGCAGAGCAGCAGGCGAGAAAACCAUAAUAAUCACCGACCAAGGAACAACAACCGAAACAACAAUCGUCAACGUCAGUGGGUUCCGAGAGGCUCUGUUUUAGGCGCACCACCAAAUCCAUCUGUUAGCGUCGAAAGUUCGAACCCGACUGGAAACGGAAACGGAAAUGGCGGGGCGUCUGUCACCGAUUUGGUUAGACCAAUUUCUGGGAAUCCAAAUCCGAAUCCGAAUCCAAACAGGCCGCAUUUCGAAUCGGGAGGAAACCGAGGACGUCUGUUUAAUCAACCGAGAGAGAAGGAGAAGGAAAGGGUGAAGGAUAAUCAUGAAAAGAAUACCAAUCUGUUGAAGGCCAAGGACAUGCCGCAGCUCGUGCAAGAAAUUCAAGACAAGCUAUCGAAGGGAUCAAUCGAGUGUAUGAUUUGUUACGAUAUGGUGAAAAGAACUGCGGCGAUUUGGUCGUGCUCCAGCUGCUAUUCGAUUUUUCACCUCAGCUGCAUCAAGAAAUGGGCUAGAGCGCCGAGCUCGAUCGAUCUGAUGGCGGAGAAGAAUCAGGGCGUCAAUUGGCGAUGCCCCGGCUGCCAAUCCGUGCAGCUUAUGACGUCGAAGGAGAUCCGAUACAUUUGCUUUUGCGGGAAGAGACCUGACCCGCCUCCCGAUUUGUAUUUGACUCCGCAUUCUUGCGGCGAGCCGUGCGGGAAGCCGUUGGAACGGGAAAUUCCUGGUAGCGGAAUCGAAAAGGAGGAUAUGUGCCCUCAUGUUUGUGUUUUACAGUGCCAUCCCGGCCCGUGCCCGCCGUGUAAAGCGUUUGCCCCGCCGCGGAAAUGUCCGUGUGGGAAGAAAGUGAUCACCACGCGAUGCUCAGAUCGGAAAUCGGUUCUCACGUGCGGACAGAGGUGCGAUAAGAUUCUCAAUUGCGGGCGGCAUAGUUGCGAGAAGGCCUGCCAUGUAGGACCGUGCGAUCCUUGCCAGGUUGUAGUGAACGCUUCGUGUUUCUGCAAGAAGACGGCCGAAGUUAUUCUUUGCGGCGACAUGGUUGUGAAGGGGGAAGUGACGAUCGAAGACGGCGUGUUCUCUUGCAGUUUACCUUGCGAGAAGAAACUUGACUGCGGUAAUCACGUUUGCCGGGAGAGUUGCCAUCCGGGUCAGUGCGGGGAAUGCGAAUUGCUCCCGAGUAAGAUCGAGACGUGUUGCUGCGGGAAGACGAGAUUGAGCGACGAGAACGAACGGCGACAAACUUGUCUCGACCCGAUCCCGACGUGCUCUCAGAUCUGCGGGAAGAUCCUUCCUUGCCGAUUGCAUAGCUGCCCCAAUGUCUGCCAUUCGGGACCUUGCCCUACGUGUCACAUUCCCGUCACCCAGAAAUGUCGCUGCGGGUCAAGUUCUCGAACCGUCGAGUGCUUCAAAACGACGUCGGAGGACGACAAGUAUGCCUGCGAUAAACCUUGUGGCCGGAAGAAAACCUGCGGGCGGCACCGCUGCAGCGAGCGGUGCUGCCCUCUCUCGAAUCCGAGCAAUCGUCUCCCUGUCGACUGGGAUCCGCAUCAGUGUUCGAUGCCGUGUGAAAAGAAGCUGCGGUGCGGACAGCAUUCGUGCACGUCGCUAUGUCACAGCGGUCAUUGCCCGCCUUGCCUGGAGACCAUUUUUACCGAGCUGUCUUGCUCAUGCGGUAGAACAUCGAUUCCGCCGCCGCAGCCCUGCGGUACACCGCCACCGUCGUGCCAGUACCCUUGCUCGGUUCCGCAGCCUUGCGGACACCCGUCGUCGCACAGCUGCCAUUUCGGGGAUUGCCCGCCGUGCUCGGUUCCCGUCGCGAAGGAGUGCGUGGGCGGGCACGUCGUCAUCCGGAACAUUCCUUGCGGGUCGAAGGAUAUCCGGUGUAACAAGCUUUGCGGGAAGACCCGGCAGUGUGGAUUGCACGCCUGCUCCCGAACGUGCCAUCCGCCGCCGUGCGACUCGAAUUCCUCCGGGUCGUCUUCCGGGUCAAGGUCGCCCUGCUCGCAAACUUGCGGUGCUCCGAGGAGGGAUUGCCGCCAUACUUGUACCGCCCUUUGCCACCCUUCGUCUCCGUGUCCCGACGUCCGAUGCGAGUUUCCGGUAACGAUCACUUGCUCCUGCGGCCGGAUAACGGCGACGGUCCCCUGUGACGCCGGUGGUAGCGGCGGCGGAUAUAACGGUACUGUUUUGGAAGCCUCGGUAGCGCAGAAGCUACCGACGGCGUUACAACCCGUCGACGCAACCGACCAGCGGAUUCCUCUGGGUCAGAGAAAACUCACUUGCGACGACGACUGCGCGAAGGUCGAGCGGAAGAAGGUUCUCGCCGACGCUUUCGGCGUCAAUCCGCCGAACUUAGAAUCGCUUCACUUUGGCGACAACGCUGCAGUGUCGGAAGUGCUUUCGGAUCUUCUCCGGCGAGACGCCAAGUGGGUAUUAUCGGUCGAAGAACGAUGCAAGUAUCUGGUUCUCGGACGGGGGCGAAAGCCGGGACUCAAUGCCCUGAAAGUUCAUGUAUUCUGCCCGAUGCCGAAGGAAAAGAGGGAUGCGGUGAGAUUGAUUGCCGAAAGGUGGAAGCUGACCGUAAACGCCGCCGGAUGGGAGCCAAAGAGGUUCAUCGUCGUGCAUGUUACGAACAAGUCGAAAGCCCCGGCACGGGUCUUGGGGGCCAAAUCAUGCACACCCGGCAACAUGCUGCACCCUCCGCUGUUCGAUCCUCUCGUCGACAUGGACCCGAGGCUCGUCGUGUCCCUAUUCGACUUACCGAGAGAGGCCGAUAUCAGUGCUUUGGUUCUGAGAUUCGGCGGGGAGUGCGAACUCGUCUGGCUCAACGAUAAAAACGCGCUGACCGUUUUCAGCGAUCCGGCCCGAGCCGCGACUGCGAUGCGGAGAUUGGAUCAGGGCUCGGUGUAUCACGGCGCCGUUACGGUUCCUCAAACCGGCGGAGCUUCGGCGGCGGCAGCGACGGCGGCGGGAGCUGUUUCUGGCUCGAACGCGUGGGUUACGUCGCCAAGAGAUGGAGGUUCGGCCGUGGCGGCGUCAUCGAAAGGGAGCAAUAAUCCAUGGAAGAAAGUUGUUAUGCAGGAAUCGGAUUGGAAAGGGAGUUCGUUUUCGUCGUUGUCGUCGUGGGAUGCCGAGGAGUGGUCGAGUAAUCCGUCGGAGGUACUGGGUGCCCGGAAGGAGAAAGAGAGCCACGCUCCGAUUGCGGCGGCUUCGAAUCGAUGGAAUGUUCUGGAAUCGGGAAGCUCUUCGAAGUCGCCGGAUUCUCCGAGAUUGGUGGCGGAGUCGAGUUCGAAGGCGCAACCGGAAUGCGAUGACGUGGUGGACGACUGGGAGAAGGUCUGUGACUGAAGGUACGUAACGUUACAUGCACAUUUUGGGGACUUCGUUUGUUUGUUUGUGUUUCUAUGAUCCAUGAAACUACAUAUAUCAUCAGAUCGAGUUUUAAAAAUGGUAUUUUGAUUUUUGGAUUUGGAUUUGGAUUUGCAGUUAGAUCCUGCAAAAUCAUCAUAUGUCA
Messenger RNA from Andrographis paniculata, 3883 nucleotides. Its product is annotated as NF-X1-type zinc finger protein NFXL1. Gene Ontology annotation, cellular component: nucleus. The record is from RefSeq and is a predicted model, not a curated record. Lineage: Eukaryota; Viridiplantae; Streptophyta; Magnoliopsida; Lamiales; Acanthaceae. The transcript has 2 exons. Gene Ontology annotation, biological process: regulation of DNA-templated transcription. The coding region runs from base 361 to 3717 and encodes 1118 amino acids. Gene Ontology annotation, molecular function: zinc ion binding; DNA-binding transcription factor activity, RNA polymerase II-specific; RNA polymerase II transcription regulatory region sequence-specific DNA binding.